AUGGGUGCUAUCAUAGAGCAGUUGGGGUAUAAGCUGGUUUGGUCCGCCGGUAGUUGCAAGCUGUAUCCUCCUGAUGGUAAGUCGUUGAGGCUUAGGGUCAAAAAUGGUUGCCCGGAAUUGGUUGAGAGCCAAGCCCUUACGCUGAUAUCACGGUUGGAAGAGCACAAAAUGCAACAGGUUGAGGAGCUCAGGCGAAGAACGGAUGAGGGGAAGGAUCGCAUCAGACAGGCGAAAAUCGCAAUGGAGCGCACGUGGUGGGAUCAUUUGGUUGAGCAUGUGAGCUCGUCGGCGCCGGCAUCGGGCCACAUGGCAGUGUCAACAGCUCCAUUCUUUCAGGAUGUGCCCGACCGUGCAUUGUCAGGCAUACUCCCAUCGGAAGCUGUGGACUCCAAGACUUUGUGGAAAGCUCUUGAAGAAGGCAUGCCAAACCUCAACCGGCGAAGGAGGAAGGCGCUUCAUCGCGCAUCCAAUUGGGUUGUUCAUUUGUUUGCGGGAGCCAAGAUCUUUACCAUGAUCCGCUUUGGACGCUUCUUGCUAAGGUUGCAAAGUUGGGACGAGUUGCGGCGGUCAUUGGAGGUGCCGCAGGUUUGUUGUAGCGCCGACAGCCGUGUGUCUCCAGUGUGGGCGCCGGGGUUUGUGCAAGCCAUCGUGUACGCACUCCAACGUUGGCCAUGUUACCGCAUCAUGAAAUUCACCCAAGCGGAUUGGGAACAGCAUGUUGCGAACAAUCACGUGCCGUACCGCCGUGAUUGUGCAGUUUGCGUGCACGGUGCCGGAAACGGCCGCCGCCACCACGGUGUAGUUCACCCGGAUGUGUAUUGCAUGUCAGCCGACAUUGCGGGGCCCAUCCGUGUGAAGGGCAAAGACCCAGAAAGCCGCAACCACCGACCAGCCACGUUCAAGUACUUCCUCGCUGUGUCGUACCGCUUCCCACGGCUCAGAGGAGUGAAGGAGGAGUCAGACCCCAGCCAAACCGAGGGGUUUGAUGAUGCAGCACUCCUCCCGGGAGGGACGGAUGACCUUGCAGAUGAGGCCUUUCCCGCAGCAGAAGGCCCCCCGUGCGAGGAUUACGAGGACUCCCUGUACGAGCCAAGUUUAGCGGAAGAAGAGGAGGAGGCGGAAGGUGAAGGAGUUGAAGGGCCUAGGGAGUUUGCAGCCAAAGUUGCCGAGGAGCAUCCCUGGGAGUCAGCCAGGUGUGAACUCGAAACACCGCCUGACAUGGCGAGGCUGGUGUUUGCAGUGCCACUUCACACAAACAAGGGAGACUCGCUUGAGGAGGAGCACACACCACCUCCACGCAGGGUUCGCGGCAAGCGGUCUGCGGGUGUGAGACUUGACGACGUCUUUGCACUUGACCCGCCGCCUCCCUUGCCGCCGCCAGCAGAAGCUCCACACCCGGAAGGGCCUGUGUCACCGGUUGAGGAGGAGUCUGCCCGUGUAGCGCGCUUGAGUCUGCAAGACCUUGAAGGUUUAGCUACGGAGCUUAUCGAGGACGACUGGGACCUUGAUGAAGCGUUGUGGGUGCUAGCCGAAGUGUGCAGAGCAGCGCCCCAGCUGCAACACAAAGCUGGGUUGUACCGUCACGGAGGUGUCGUAGGAGUUUUAGGGGGUACCACAGAUAAGCCUUGGCUGACAGAGCUUAUGAAUAUGGUGCUUUCCGCAGUUGCACCCACAGCAGAGUACACCUCGCUUUGGUUGUCUAACUCCACUGUUCAACCCGUGCACGCCGACCACCACAACCUGCAGGGAUCCACAAAUGUAGUCCUCCCUUUGAAGCUCCCGCCUAACGGAGGGGAUUUGUGGAUAGAACUCAAGCCUGGUGACCUAGUCAGUGGCCCUGUAGAGGAGCGGGUAGACGGCAAAGGCAGGCGCUGGUUAGGGACAACUCACAAGUUAGAGCGCGGUAAGCCCUUCUUCCUAGACCCUACUCGCCGCCACGCCACCACUCCCUGGAAGGGUGAGAGAGCAGUGCUUGUCGGCUACACAGUCAACACGUUAGGCAAAGAGCUUGAGCACGAGUUUCAAAGCCUUGAAGCUUUAGGUUUUCCACUCCCAGCCUCGGUACGUUUACCGCUGACUGAGCAGCAAGACGUGAGACGUCUCGACGCGUUUGACUGCUUCGAAGAAGAGCCCCUUCAGGAGACAAAGGCACGUCACCCUGACGGGAAGGCUUCUGAGUUAGCGCCUGGGACUGUGCUUAAAGGCGGAGGUUGGAAAGAAACCCAAGCCGUAGAAGCAGGUACUGUAGAGCUGGAGGUGUCGUGGAACCUGAAACACUCGCCGGACCAAGGGCGAACCCAGUCUGAGCACGCCCUGCUGGCUUGCCAACCAGACACCGAGACACAGGUUGAGGAGGAGGAGAGCUUAAGCGAAGACUCCUUGCCGGAGCAACCAGUGCUGUGGGAGUUGUGGGUUCCAGACCCGCAGACAGGUGAGCAGCUGUGUGUUCUCAGGUCUGACGACUCGGUAGUCCACACUGUAGACCCUCGGGAUGCAGAGCAAUGCAUCGAGAAGUGGAUGCCGUCCAUUCACAAAGAGAUCGGUGUCAUUGAGAAGGCUGUGCGGCGACUGCCCCCUGCAGAGGGUGACGCUGCCCUCGCUACCCGGAAGGGUCAAGCUUACCACAAACGCAAGGCUCGCUUGGUCGCUUGUGGCAACCACGCCUACAGUGAAACUCAAGCUGUGGGCACUGGGACCGUGGCGCAGCAAGACCUGCAGCUGAGUGCCUUCGCUGUCCUGCUCGCCUUCUUUCAGGUCGUAGGUGCUGCCAGCCAGACAACGGACGAGGAAGAAGACUUGUCUCCCCCCGUGUCGCUUGAUGCAGAUUUGAUGUUGGCAGUAUCCAUCAUCUGCAUUGGUAUCUGCUUCAUUGCAGUGUGGGAGUUCUUCAAGCGGCGCGCAAGUUACAGCGCCUUCGAGAUCAAACUGCGCGUGCCAUCCAGGCGCUAA
Symbiodinium sp. CCMP2592 is the source of this 2949-nucleotide messenger RNA. Lineage: Eukaryota; Dinophyceae; Suessiales; Symbiodiniaceae. The record is from the annotation of a GenBank genome assembly.